Gryllus bimaculatus (two-spotted cricket) is the source of this 2271-nucleotide messenger RNA. Lineage: Eukaryota; Metazoa; Arthropoda; Insecta; Orthoptera; Gryllidae. The record is from the annotation of a GenBank genome assembly.
GCUGCCGCCGCCGCCGCCUCCGUCGUUGAAGUCGUUAACGGACGCUUAUGGACACGUGAUGGAGACAACCGUUGGAAUGAAUCUCGCUGUAAGAGGAGAGGUACGAGAGUGCUCUGUCAUGGACUGGAAUGUUUGACUGCGUGACAUAUGCAUGAUUUCUGUUCCACGUGUGUACAUGCCACAUACAACUUAUUAUUUUGCGGCAAUUGAUAGAGCAUACCUUAAAAACGAGUGAACUGCUCUUGUUAGAAGAAAAUCUAAGUUGACAAGUUUUCAAACUUCAAUUGAUAAGAAUAAUUCUCUCUCGCGAGAAACCUUAAAUCAUUACUAAUUCAUAGUGACAUUAAUUUUGUUUAUUGCACUAUAAACAGUUCAUAUUGUGAAGACGUCGAUAUUUUUACAUAUUCUAACGAAAACUGCCCGUUUAAUUAAGAAUUCCCAUGAAAUAAUACGUGUAACAUUCCAGUGAAUAGAAUCGAUUGAAUAGAUUAUCGUUUCAAGAGUUGGUGAAUAUUGUGAUACAAGAUUUGUGCAUCGCGUUGGCAAUCAGUGAUCCACUCAGUGAUUUGUGUUAGAGCUACGUGGUUCUGUUGUGCUUAAUGAUCAGUGCUACAGUGCAAUAGGCUACACCUGUAAUAUCAAUAGUUCGAUAGUCUUUGCUUCGGUGAAUCAGUUGUCAUGUGAUCAUUGGAUUCCUUUGCGUGUUUAUUCAGUGCAUUUCCAUCGUCUGUUGUUUUUGCUCUAUCGUGUGACGUGUUCACCACCCCUGCGUCGAGAAUCAACAGUGCGUUCUACAGUUCCUGUGCAUCGUCUCUCGCCAGCAAGAGGAAGCCCCGCGAGUCAGCGACCGCUGUGAACUCCGCCCGGCCGCCGGGCGUCGCGCUGUCGUUGGACCAUGCGCCGCGUGCCGGCUGUCGCCCGAGCGAUCCGCGGCGCCUGCUGGCCAUGAGCGACGGCGUGUGGGGACGGUCUCCCGGCGCGGGGGGCCUGGACGACGCUGUGUUCGCCGCCGGGGCUCAGCACACCUCCACCCCCCUGCGCGGGCCAUCGGCCGGAGCGGCGGCGCUCCUGCAGGUUAAAGCGAUCCUCAGUCAAAGCAUCCCGUUCGUGGACGCGGACGCCGACGCGUCGAGCGUGGGCGCGCGCACCAACAGCCUGGCGCACGCCAGCGGCAGCUGCUGCUCCUCCUCGUCCUCCUCCUCUUCGGGCGAGGACGCGCCGCCGCCCGGCCACGCCCACCUCCUCCUCGGCCCCGGCCCCGCCGCCAUGCAGCGCUACUUCCAGCCCCCGGCCGCCGUCGCGCUCUACGCCGACUCGGAGGACGGCGCCAGCCUCAACAACAUCCUCGACGCCGUGGCGGGCCUCGACGUGGACGAGGACAGCCGCAGCUCCAUGGUCACCACCGGCAGCAGCCGCGAGGACGAGGUGGACGGCGACGAGGCGGACGACGACGAGGACGAGGAGCUGCGGCCGCCGGCGCCGCGCCAGGCGCCCGCCGUCUCCCUGGCUGAGCGCGCGCAGCAGUUCCGCCUGCGCAAGCGCGCGCAGAUCCGCACUCUGCCCCAACACCGGCAGCAGCGCCAGCCGGCCACGCCCACCUGCCAGCCCCCGCCGCCUUCCAACAACAACAACCACCUCCUUGCUCCCUCCGCGCACGCCAACCACAACAACAACCACCGCAACGAAGACGACAACAGUUACUACUACUACCGUCCGCCGGCGCCGCCGCAGCCCGCCCCUCUGGGCAGCGUGGGGCCGCCGCGCCCUGCGCCCCGCGAGGCCCCCUACUACCACUCGGACACGCCCUACCACCACCCCGCCGCCGCGCCGCCGCCGCCGCCGCCGCCGCCGCCGCCCAGGCCGACGGGGGACGUGUACUACCACCCGCAGGCGCGCCGCGCCCGCCCCGCGCCGCAGCACAACGUUAAAUACGAUGCUCUCUUGUUGUAUGAAAUAUGGCCGCAGCAACGCUGCGCGGGGCGAGCGCUCCCGCCUCUGGCGCCGCGCCAGGCGCGCCCGCGGCCGCCCCCGCCCCCGCAGCCCCGCAGCGGCGAACGCCGCCAAGCGCUUGGCGUGGCCGAUUCGCGCCUUUCAGCGCUGCGUGGGAGCUGUGGGCGGAACAAGGGCGAUGGCAAUGCCGUCGCCCGGAUGCUUCGGGAUGUAGAGGCAAUGGAAAUCCCUGUGAAUGUUGCCACAGCUCGCUCACCUGCCUAUGCCGAUCGUAAAUCUGUACUCCUCUCGCUGCUUCGUUGUUUCUGCGGCGGGCGGUAG